AUGGAGCCAGCACCCGAGGAGGCCGGACCGGCAUCUAAGCCACACCCCUCCUCCCCACACCUAGAUAACCAACCCUUCCCCGCACGCCAACCUGACACCGAUACCGAUAAUACCCAUGACAACUCCACCGCGACAAACACCAACGACCAAAAUGGCCAGCCCCAGAGCUCUGCAUCCUCCACGUCCACAACAUCCCGCCCCCUCUCCGCCGUAGUGCCCCCCUACUGGCGCCGGCACGAGCGCAAUGCCUCGCACGCAUCCCAGUCGUCACUGAGUGGCGCUGCACAUAUCACCCUGGAGGAUCAUACUGCUGACCCGAACUCGGAGACAAGUCGGGGGCUCUGGGCGAGUAGUGUUGCGAUUGAUGAUCAUGUUGUUGUGCGCGGUAUGACUGGGGUUGGGUCGUAUGUUGUGUGGAACUGUACAGUUCAGACACUUGAUGGCGGACCGAUUGUUGUCCGGAUGAGAUACUCCGAGUUCGAUGACCUGCGUCAGCGGCUAGUUGAUUCUUUCCCGCAUGCGAGGAAUGCAUUGCCCGCACUGCCUCCGAAGAGUGUUAUCUAUAAAUUCCGACCUAAAUUCCUGGAAUCAAGGCGUGUGGGCUUGGAAUAUUUUCUCAACUGUGUUCUUUUAAACCCAGAGUUCUCGGGUUCCCCUAUCGUCAAAGACUUCCUCUUCGGUCGCAUGUCUUAA
Molecule: messenger RNA, 693 nt
Organism: Penicillium hordei
Lineage: Eukaryota; Fungi; Ascomycota; Eurotiomycetes; Eurotiales; Aspergillaceae
Product: PX domain-containing protein YPT35
Exons: 5
Coding region: 1-693 (230 amino acids)
Cellular component (GO): endosome
Molecular function (GO): phosphatidylinositol-3-phosphate binding
Source: RefSeq, a predicted model, not a curated record